Messenger RNA from Anas platyrhynchos (mallard), 12805 nucleotides. It is a transcript of the gene CCDC171, whose product is annotated as coiled-coil domain containing 171. NCBI's taxonomy places the organism in Eukaryota, Metazoa, Chordata, Aves, Anseriformes, Anatidae. The record is from RefSeq and is a predicted model, not a curated record.
CGCGCCGCGGCCGCGUCUUCCCCGCCGGGCCCUUAACGACCGAGCGGCAGCGCCGGCAGCCCAGAGGUGCGGCGGGGCGGGACCGGAGCGGGGGGGUCGCACCGCGCCGCGCUGCCCUGCGCCAUCGCUACCCCCACACACACAGGGUAUCGCCGCCCGCCCGGCGAUAGCCCAGCGUCGAGGCAGAGCUUCCCGGCACCGUGGGCUCUCGGCUUUAAUGUUUUUAUCGUAUGGAAAACAGUAAUCUUUGAAGCUCCUCAACUACAGAUGUUUAUAGUCGAAGGUGAUGUUGAUUUUUCAGAGUUCAUAGACGUAAAAAGCUGCAUAAUGGAUAUUAGGAGUUCGUCUUCUACAGUCAUUCCUGCAGUCCAGGAAGCUAAUUGCCUAGAUAGUGACAAGAAUGAGUCACAGUUACUACAAAAUAGCGAUGAAUCAGAAUUGGACACUGAUGAAGAUCUGGCAUGGCAACUCUAUGAAGCCGAAAAAGAAAAAUUAGACAUAGCCGUUAAACACCAUCAAGAACUGUCUAACUGUAAAAUCCAGAUUGUCAAAUUACGGUGUGAAGUUGAGAAAGGAGAGGCAGUGCGACAAAGUCUGGAGUAUGAAUUGGCAGUUGCCAGAAAAGAUGCUCAUUUGAGAAUGUGUGAUGCAGAAGAGGAAUUAAGUGAUGUAAAAACCAGGCUUGUGGAGCUGCAAGCAUCGAAUGAAAAACUUCAGCAGAAAGUGGUAGAGACUGAGAAAGCAUUUCAUAUUGCUCAACAAAAGUGGAAAGAACAACAGCAAAGACUUGCAAAUGAAAAGGAUGAUAUUCUCAGAAAAUGCAAGGAUGAAUAUGAAUUGCUUCUUAAGGAGAGAACCAAACUGGAAAGUGUUUUGCAGGCAGCUACAGUGAGAAUAAAGAAAUUGGAAGAAAACACUGAAGCAGAGAGAGCAGCGCAUUUGGAAUCCAAGUUCAAUUCAGAAAUCAUCCAGCUAAGAAUUCGAGACCUUGAAGGAGCUUUGCAGGUAGAAAAAGUCAGUCAAGCAGAAACUCUUUCGGAUUUAGAAAUGAUCAGGAAGGAGUUCAAAGAGGUAGAAAAUGCAUAUGAGAGAGAAAAACAGAAUGCCCAAGAGAACCUGGAAAAACUCAGUAUAUUAAAAAGAGAGUAUUUCUCCACAAACAAGCAAAUGAAUGAGAAGAUUGAGGAAAAGAAAAAGGUAAUUAAAGAUCUCUCUGAGAGACUACAGGAUAAUGAAAAAACUCGCAGAGAAUUACAAGAGGAACUUGCAAUGGCCAAGAAACACCAGGUCUUUCUAACAGAGACGUAUGAAAACAACAUGAGAGAGCUGGAGUUACUCUUGGACAGCUUUGCUAUGUCAGGCCAGCGGACAGCAGGCACUUGUAAGGACAAAGAUAAACCUUCAAGCUUCUCUGUCCUUGAGACUUUGAAUUGUACCUUGACAGCUUACCAGAACAAGCUGGAAGAUACGUCUAAUGAGCUUGGGAAAAUGACGGCUUUGUGUGAAAAGAUGACAAAAGAACUUGAGAUAUCCAAAGAGAAAAUGUAUGCUUUAAGUCAAGACCUUAAGGAAGCACAGGAUAACCUGGCUGAUGCCAAUAAAGAGUUAAAUCAUCUGCAUACUAAGUGUGCAGACAAAGAGAUUUUAAUAGGAGCUUUAAAAAUGGAGCUACAGAAUGUACAGCAGUGCUGGGAGAAGGAGAAAGUAUGUGCCACAGAAUCUGAAAAUGAAAUCCAGAAGCUUACCAGGGCUUACCAGAAGGAUAUGGAGGAGAAGCUAACCUUCCUCCAUGGCUUGUACCAGCGGUUGGUAGCUGGCUGUGUGCUUAUAAAACAACCAGAAGGCAUCCUAGAUAGAUUCUCUUGGUCUGAGCUUUGUGCAGUCUUGCAGGAGAAUGUUGAUGCCCUGAUCUUAGACCUCAACAGGGCUAAUGAGAAGAUAUCUCACCUAGAAUAUGUUUAUAAGAACAAGUACGAUACUAUGAAGGAGCUUCAGCAAAGCCAGGAAGAAGCUUUUAGCAAAAUGGCCAAACAGAUGAAAGCACAGGAAAGCUGUUGGCAGAAACAAAAAAAGUAUCUGGAGCAGCAGUACUCAGGUCUCCUUGGGGAAGUUCAUGCAAGGGCACAGGAAUACCAAGAAACAGCAGAGAAAAACAAGGAAACAAUCUAUGACCUUGAAAAAAGAUGGGAGAAGUUGGCCCUUGAAAAUAUUUGUGUGAAAAAUACAUUAACACAGAUUCAGAAGGAACAUUCAUCUCUCCUGGCAGCAUGUGCACUAUUGGCAGGUGCCCUGUAUCCUCUCUAUGGCCGAUCAUGUGCUCUGUCUACACAAAGACAUCUUCUGCAGGAUCAGGUCAACAUCUAUGAGUCAGUUAACCAGGAGAUUAGGACUCUAGUUCAUGCUCUCUCUGGUGUGGAGGAAAAGAAGCAAGAAUCUAAAAUGAAGAAAAGAAAAUUCAAAGGCCUGAUACGUGUGUUCCGAAGAGGUGUGAUUGCAGUUCUGGCAGCCAACAGGCUUAAAGUUUUAGCUCAGUCUUCUAGUUCUCUCUUCUCCUGGGUAAAUGGCUUCAAAGAAGGCAUUGGAAUUCUAGUUUGUGUAGGGGACUCCAAAGGCAAGCAUAAUCUGUCAAGACACAAAGAGGAACAAAUUGAUUGCGUUGAAGCACUCAGCUGGUUUACUAGUUCUAAGCUCCAUGCUGCAAUAAUCAGUUCUGUCACAGAAUUACAGGAUGUUGUUAACAAAACAGAUCCAAAUUCCUGGCUUUCUGGACACUUACUUGUAAGUGCAGCCAGGAACUCCUUUUCAAAACUUAUGGACAAGCUUAAUGUAAUAAUGGAGACUAUUCCAUUAGACAGCAGCAUGAGCAUUUCCUAUACGGAGAAGGACUCCUUGGUGCAGAGGCUGGCUCGUGGACUUCAUAAAAUAAACGCCCAGGCUGUGGAAGCUGGAUUUUGUGACAGACUACCCAUUAUGAAAAGCAUAGCAUCCUUGCAGAAGCAAAUAUUUGAGUUUACACAAAGACUUCAUAAGGCAGAAGUGGAACGACGCUCAUUGCGCCUAGAACUUGUAGAAUUCAAAGGGAAUUUCAGUGAGAUGAAAAAAGAGGCUGACAAAGCUCAGAGCCUGCAAGAGCAAUUAAACAUGUUUAAGCAAUCUAAAUUGAUCACUCAUGAGAGGUUUGAAAGUGCAUGUGAAGAAUUAAAUAAUGCAUUACAUCGGGAGCAUCAGGCACAAGUGCUUUUGAAUGAACAGGCACAGCAGCUACAGGAAUUAAAUAAUAAACUAGAAUUGCACUCCAGUGAAGAAGCAGAUAAAAACCAAGUCUUAAGUGAAACUGUAAAGAUGCAACUGAAGUAUGUAUAAGCCAUUAGGCUUAUUUGGGAAAUACUUGAUUAAAAUUUUUAAAAUGAAUAUUAGGAUCAUAAAGAAGGGAAGGAAUAAAACACAGGUGCUACAUGAAAUCUUCAUUAGGUUCUACUCUUUAUACAUUGCUGUAUGGUACUCCACCAUAUUAAACUUGAUAUGCAAAUCCUUCCUUUGAAUUUGUUCGGAAGAGAUGAGGCGAAGUCAAUUGUAAGCAUUUAAAAUAUAUGAUCGAGUUUUAAACAAAUCUAUUAAAUGGAUUAUUGGUUACUGAAUAAGAUUUAACAGCUUUUUGGCUUUAUUAAUUAAAAGAUAGAUAUUUUAUGUUUUAGACAGUGCUUGUCCAGAAAUGCACCGUAUUUCUGCAACCCCCAGCAGUUGUUGGCUACUGGAACAACUUGGUUUAAUGCUUGAUAAUAACUUACCAGAGCUUGUAAAGAUACAGUACAAUGUAACAAUAUACAUGUAGCUGUAGUGAUAGAAUAAAGGCUACAAAAGUUGACAAAAUAAGCCUUAAAACUGCAACUUUGACCACUUACAGUUACGCUGCUUUGUUUUUCUAGAUGUAUUACCCUGUAAUUCUCAAUUUUUUCCAUGGAUGAAUUUAAACUAACUAAAUGAACUUACCAUACUUGCCCCAUAGUAACUGUAGCAAUUAAAAUUAGUGUGUAACUAACUUCUGUGUAGGUAUUAGAAAGUUUAUUGAUUGUCUCUUAAUUCUUUCCUGACGUUGGCUACCCUAGUCAGCAUAAAAUUGCACUGUGGUUGUAAAGGCUUAUCACUGUAUAAAAAAAGGAAACAAAAUCUGUUGUAGUAAUAUGACAACCUAGAUUCAAGAUCUGUUAUUUUUUGACCUCUUAUCAUGCAUAUUGAUCUUAUAAUGCAUACUUCCUAAAUCAUCACCAUUUAAUUUUUAUCGUUGUUUUUCUACAGUCUCUGUGUUAACCCAAAAACCAGUUCCAAACCUGUGCUAAAUAUGUAACUCCUAACGUCAAGUGACAGUCUAACACAAACUACUUACCAAGGGAUAAAAACAGUUUUUUUUACUUUGAGCUUUCUGUGGUUUAACCCCAGUAGUCAGUUGAGCCUCACACAGCCUCUGGCUCACACUCCUGCAGAAAAGGGAAGUGGAACAGUAAAAAUGAGAAAACUCGCGGGCUGAGAUAAAGACAGGUUAGCUAAAAACAAACAAACAAAAAACAAACAGUGCACACAUGUAAAGCAAAAUAACGAAUUCAUUCACAACUUCCUGUUGGCAAGCAGAUGCUGAGCCAUUUCCGGGAAAGCAGGGCUCCAUAAUAAGUUAUGGUUACUUUACAAAUACAACUCUAAAUGUGCCCUCCCUCCAUCUUUCUCCCCAGCUUUCGUUGCUGUACACUUCAUAUGGUACAGGGUUUUCCUUUGCUUAGGUGGGGUCAGCUGUCCUGGCUGUGUCCCCUCCCAGCUUCUUGUGAACCACCAUCCUCCUCAGUGAUAGGGCAGCGUGAGAAGCAGGAGUCUUUGUGGAAGCAGUGCUCAGCAACAGACAAAACAUUAGUGAUACCAAGGCUGUUUUGGUCACAAAUCCAAAAUAUAGCACCAUAUGAGCUUCUGUGAAGAAAAUUAAGUCUGUGCCAACUGAAACCAGGACAGAGCUGUGCAUGCUACGUGUUUUUUUUUUUUUUCUUUUUUCUUUUCCUAAUUUAUGAAAAUGUCUUUAAACUUUUUUUGUGCUACAGUUUACCACAAUCCCUCUUUAUUCAUAGCUGUAUUCAGGAUAGGCAUGAAUGGUCUCUGCCUCUGCCGUGAUGUUUUAAGUGGCACGUCGUUUGUCUUGGCUCAUCUUUUUUUGUGACUUGAAGUUGUUUUUUUUGUAGCUCUUAUUUUACAGUACAGAGGAAUAAUCUAAUCUCUGGUAAUUGUUGCUUAUAAAACUGACUGUGUAAAACUUGGUGCUUUUACAAUUUAAUCUCUUCAGUAGUAUUGAAGUAUAGAAAGAAGUGGUGCUGCACUGAAUAAAAAAUAGAAAAAUAUGCUUUCAUUUUAAGAUAUGAAAUAAUCUUUCAAUCUGGACUAAGCACAUACAAAAAUCUGGAUAAUACAGUGGUGUACAAAUGAUUUCUUGUGGAGUAUAGAAUCCUGGAGUAAAAAAAAAAAAUAACCUUGAAGUCUUCAUUUGUAAUUUAUAUAGUGGUAAGAAGGGGAAAAAUAAAAUAUUUGACAUUUGUACUUUUGAUAACUUAUUUUGAAACUUAUCCACACUUCAAUAGAAAUCAGUAAGGAGAUAUUUUGGUAUUCAUGUACUUUCACAAAGUAGCCUUAUUAAAGGAGUAAUACUUAAUUUCUUAGCUUUAUCGGUUCAGAUUUUAAUCCCGUAUAUUUUUAUCUUCUUAAUGGCAUAUACCAUAGAGACAUCUGAGGUAGCCAAUUACAUUUCAAGGUCAGCUGGAACUAAGCAACUCUUUUAUACCACUUUUUUUUUUUUUUUAUUAGAUGAGUUAAAUUACUAGCUCCAAUUCCCUUUUCUUUGAAGAGACUUUUUAUACAAAUGCCAAACAGGCUUGUAAAGCAGACAUAAUUUUUACUCCUUAUACAAGCAUGUCUUAAUUCCAGUAAAAUACUUUUUCUUCCUAUUGGCAGGAACUGUGUAUAUUUAGAUUUACUUCCUUUUAGGGAUGUUAGUACAUGUAACAAAAGCAAUAUAUUUUUGAGCUUUAAUUUAUGGAGCAUGUCCUGUAAAUUGUUAAUGAAUAACUCUGUUCAUUUCAGGUUUCAACAGCAAUAUAUGCUAAAUCAUGUAACUUGCUACUGAUCUGCCUGAAAAUAGUCUGAAACACAUAUUUCAGAAGAAGAUUGUACCCUGACUAAAUUUUUGUUUCAUUUACUAUGUUGAAUUUAGUGAAGCUACUGUUGAUUUAUGACAGUGUGAGAAAGUAGUCUCAUUCAAGUGCUUUGAUAUCACCACAAAAAAGCAUUUUCUGAUGGGAAGAUUUGGAGUGUUUGCUUUCACUAGCUAUUUCAUUUAAAACAUUAUAUACAUAUUCUGUGUUCAGAAGGUGUAGAAUCUCUUGCUGAAGAGAUUCAUCCAGAUAAAUUAGAUUCUGAUGGAGAGAGGGAUUUCUAGAUUUGUUCAAGUGGAUGUUUUUCCUGAGCAGGCUUGGUGUGGAUUUGAGGUGAAAAUGAUACAUAAUUUGCUGGGGUUUUCUGCCUUUUCUCUUCAAAUAUUUAUAGACAUAUUUUUCCUGAAGAAUAAUUCCAACUAUCUAUACAAUUUAUUUAAUUAAUACCAUUGCACAUGCUUUGAAAAUCAGUUUUAUAGUUGUCAGUUUCUGUAAAUGAUUGCCACAUUCCCACUUACAGAAAGGCUUAACUUAUGUGAGUAAUAGAAUAGAGAGGUUCAGUUGGAAGAACCCCUCAAAGACCCUGUAGUCCAACUUCCUGACCUCCUCAGGGCUCUUUAACAGCCAAAGCAUGUUAGUGAGGGCAUUGUCCAAAUGCCUCGUGAACACUGAGAGGCACAGGGCACCAACCACCCGGCUAGGAAGCCUGUGCCAGUGCCUGACCACCCUCACGGCACAGAAAUGUUUCCUAAUGAUCUUGAGGUCUCUUCCAACCUAGAAAUUCUGUGAUUCUGUGAUUCUAAUGCCCAGCCUGGCCCUCCCCUGGUGCAGCUCCAUGCCAUGCCCUUGUGCCCUGCUAUCAGUGACCACGAGCAGGGACCAGCACCUCCCUGCACAGACCUGCACACAGUAUUCAAGGCGAGGCUGCACCAAUGCUAAAUAUAGAGGGAGGAUCACCUCUAAACAUGCUGUACACCCCAAUGCAGCUUGCUCUCCUGGCUGUCAGGGCACACAGCCAGCUCGUGUUGAACCUGCUGUUGACUAACACCCUCAAGUUCCUUUCUGCAGGGGUGGUCUCCAUCCACUGGUCUCCAAAACUGUGCCAGUGUCCAGCAUUACUCUGUACCAGGUGCAGUACCUGAUGUUUAACCUUGGGAAAUUUCAUGCCUUUGAUGAUUGCCCAAUGCUCCAGUGUAUAUUGAUCCCUCUGGAAGACCUCUUGUUCCUGCUGUGAGCCAACAGGAGCUCCCAUUUAAGUAUCAUCAGCAAACUUGCUAAGGAUGCACUCCAUCCCUGUAUCCAAAUCACUGAUACAAACACUGAACAGAACCAGCCCUAGAGCUGAGCCCUGAGGAACACCACAAGUGCCCAUCUGCCAGCCUGAUGCAGCCCCACUCAUUACAACCCUUUGAACUCUACUGUUGGAAAUCCACUGUCUUCCCUUCAUCCACCAGCAGGUGACCUUACCAUGGAAGGAAAUCGUAUUAGUAAGGCAGGUCUUUCUGUUAAUGAACCCAUGUUGACCAUACCUGAUAAUGUUCUCCAUAACAAACAAGUCCAUGUUUUCCAUGGACUGAAGUUAGACCAACAGGUCUGUAGUUUUCUGCAUCUUCUCUUAUGCCCUUCCUGUAGCUGUAGGGUAUAACACUGACUAGCUUGCAGUCAGCAGGUAAAUGGUUGAGAGGAUUCCUGCUCUAACAUCCUCUAAUGCCUUCAGUGCCCUGGGGUGAAUCCUGUGAGGCCCUAUGGACUUACGAACAUUGAGCAGAUACAACUGUUCCUUUACAGUGUCAGUGACCACUGUAAAAGAAAGUCACUGCUCCCCCAGUUAUGGUCCUCCAACUCCAAGGUCAGGGCAGCCCAAGAUCUGUUGUUGCUGUUAAAUACUGGGGUGAAAAAAGCAUUAAAUGCCUCUGCUUUUUCCUCCUCCUUACUUAUUAGGUGAUCAUAUACUUCAAGUUAUCAGUCCAAUGUUUUGACCUUCUCUUGCUGUUGACAUUGAAAGACUUGAAGAAGCCUUUUUCAUUGCUUGACACCACACUGUCCAGUGUCAACUCAGGUUGAUCUUUGGCUUUUCUUGUUUUCUCCCUGCAGAUGUAAACUGCAGCUCUGUACUGUAAGUGAUUUUCUUGCUUUUCAAAUAGAACAGUGAAGAUUGCAGUCACUGUAAAAAGAGCAAUAUUUGGGGGAUUUUUUAAAACUCUCUGGCAUCUGAAUUUGAAAGGUUGUUAGGAUUUGGCUUUACUGAGCUGUACUUUUGAUUCCCAGGAACUUGUUUGCCACUUUGGCAAGAAAGUGUGUUUCUGUGCGUUGCUCAAUUGAAUCAAAUUAAGGCUGUUCUUUAAAGAAAGCAAUGUGGCUCAUUACUGUUUGUGUCUAACUUACUAGAAACUUAGUAUUAAUCAAAUUUAGUAUGUUGAAGAGAAGCAAGGUCUCUUCUAAACAGGUUAGCAACUAAAAUUCAUGAUUCAUUAUUUUUUAUUAUUUUUAGUUUCCAUAAUCUGUUCUGAACGUUGGAAUAAAUGAUAAAGUAGCUAAGAAUGGAUUAGCAUUGCCAUCUGCCCUAUUCGUAGUCAAAAGAGGUCAUAUGUUUUAUUAUAAUAACUUACAGGUUAAACAGUUUUGUCGUAUAUUUCAAUUUGCAUUAACAGUAUUUGUAAAAUACAUGAGCUUGCUCAUUCUCCUGCUCUGUUACAUAACUUCCACUACUGAUAACUACUUAGGUAGACAGUGUUCAAAGAGUUAGGUCUACUAAAAUCCUUCCCUGAAGCUGGCCCUAUGUGGUUUCUUGUUUAAAGAUUGUACUGCAUUGCGCAUGGAACACAGGAAUGUGGGAAGGCACAGUCUUCCCAGGCCUCCUCCUAGGAGGUACUGUCCUUACACAACAGAUGAGUCAAACAGAGAGCAUCCUGUUGUGGACUGUACCUGAGAGCUUCACUUGACAGUCAAGAAAAAGACACCAAAGAUGUUGAAACCUGCAUUCUAUUUCUCAAUCUACAGUUCUGAUAUAUCUCUCCAUGAUGUUUGUCCAUGUUACUGUCCAUCAUGUCGACAUGUUUGUCCAUCUUACUGUCUUUCUGAUUGCUUUUUUUCUUUUUAAUAUCAGUAAUUUGUAAAUUGAUUUUUCUCUUAGAGAUAAAUAUACUAUGUUUAGCAUUUUGAAAGCAAGUCUACAUGUUCUAUUGCACAGCCAUCCUUCCUUUAACGUUCAAGAUUGAAGGAUUGCCCUGUUCUUUUUCCACUUAGGGAAUCACCUUACUAAAAAUAUUGAUCCUCUGCAUUUCCUCACUGAGCUGACUUUACAGUCGGAUUGUUACAUUGGUGUAUUUCCUUUGUUGUGUGCCUAGAACAUUCAUCAGUAUGCACAAGUCUGGAGGGACUGAGGUCAGUACAUGGUGGGUAGAAAAGUACCGUUCUUGCUCUGGAGUCAUCAAUGAAACAAUCCAGCAACUAAGUUCUUGAAGGUCUGCCUUAGCUUUUCUGAGUCAGGCUUUCUGGAAGAUACAUAACUAAUGAGCAGAACAUGAGAAAUAACAAGGUUUGCAGUUAUGUGGUAGGACGUGUAUUACUGAACAUGAAGUUCAAUACAAUUAAAAUUUUUGCAUCAAACAUAAUUCACUUAGAUGCUCCUAUUUUAAAAUGAUAUUGGCAUUGCAUUUUUUUUUUACUGUUUCAUUCUUCAGCAGUUCCCCCUUUUGUCCAGUUUUGUGAGUUGAAUAUGCCAGUAAUAAUUUACUGACAUUUUAAGACUUUACAUUGCAGUUGGAAUACUUACUUCAUAUCAAGUGAGUGUUUUGUUAUUUUUAUAUUGUUCUACUAGAAAAUGUUUAUUGGUUAACAGUAAGAAUAUUAAGCAUCUGUUUGGCAAUUCUGUAUUACCCUUAAAGAAAAUAAUCUCAAAAAUGACAUCUAUUUUACAAUGACAGAACAGUGAAAAGAAUUGCCAGUUAUGCUAAAAUUCAUAAGAUAAAAAAGAUUAUUUAUCUAAUAAAAAAAACACCAAACUCUUAUGUUGUAUUUUACUUUUAAUGUGUCAAAACAGUUGAAGAUAACUGAGGUAGAUGCUCUCACCAUUAUGACAAUUAUGGUGUAACUUAGGCACUGAAAAAGAACUCUGAAGUAAGUAAUGACUAUGUAAGAUCACUUUAGGUAAUCUUUAAGGAGCUAAUUAAGAAUAGGAGUUAAUUUCCAAUUAAGAAUAUAUAUAUAUUUUUCCAUUCAAUAAGAAGGAAAAUAGGUUUUUCUUUUUAUAGAAAAUUAUGGAAUUAGUUUGAUCAUGCUGGUCUGAUUCAGCAUUCUGAUUUCAACAGUCAUUUUUAUUAAUUACGCACAUAAGCACCCUUCCACUAAGGCAAGUGACCAAGACAGGUAGAAUUUUGCCUAGAACUAAUGCAACUAAUGUGGAAACAAGAAUUGCAAGUAACAAUAGUUUCGUCUGCAAAUUACUUCUGAGUACUUGAUCAGAUGGCUGAGACCUUGUGGUUUUGGGUUAAAUUUAUUAAUGACUGAUACACAGUGAAAUCUAGAAUGCCUUUAUUUAUAUCUUUACAGUGUAGUAAUGUUGCCCAUUUCAGGGAGUACUUUUUCUUGAAGUCUGUUUGCUAAAAAUAAUAGAAAAAAUCUGAUAUUCUGUCAAAAUUUAUUUAUUUUUCCUUUAUUUAGAAAGUAAUUGAAUGAGGCGGAGUGUUUUUGUAGUCCUUUAAAAGUAAUAGUCCAAUAUUUUCCAUGCAUUCUGUCUUUAGGAACUAUUUCUCCCUUUGGUGAAGGGGAAAAUAAGUGGAAAAAUAUCAGAAUCUAAAGGCUUAAUGGUUUUAUUGCUGAAUUUUAAUUAUAAUAAUAAACACCUCUGUCCAUGACCUUGGAAUUUAUAAUGCAGUGAGAGAUUUAUUGACAUGUAAUUCGGAAGAAAAAUGGGAUUAUUGCAUAAUUACAGUGUGUGGUUAUUAAGUGUAUGUACUUACAUACCACUUAUUCCUGUUAUUUCGAGACCUUCAACUAUCUUUCAGUUUUCAUUCAAGAGUACAGAAAAACUUCAUGUCGAAAUCCAGCUCCUGGCAGAUCUGUUAUUUUAUUGGCUCAACUACAAAGUAACUUUGUUACCUUGAGAUGUGCAGUGGAAAUCAAUAGAUCUUUAAAACACCAUUUGAUUUUUUUUUUUAAUGUUCUAAACCCAUUUUUUGCUGGUCAUUUAGAUAUCAACAUGUAGGACUUUCUGCUGUAAAGUUCUUGAUAUACAAGCCCUUUAUACGAAGAUUUGCUUCUUGCUGCUGCUUAACUAGGCUGUCUCUAGGGCCCCUUUAUUUUUUCACCUUAGUCAGGUUUUCCCAUGAUCUCCCUUGCUGUUUGUGUGAAGUUAACUGUCCAGAGAUCUUUUAUAUCUUCUUGUGAAACAUUAAGUAACUAACUCUUAAACACCUGUUUAAAUAUAACGAGGUAUAUCUAGGUUUAGACUAAACUUAGAGAUGCAUUCCUUUGUAUUUUCCCCCUUUCUUAGCUACGUACAGUGAAAGCAGUUAUGUCUAACUUUCUCGUAAGAUGGAUUUUGAAUUUAAUUGGGUUGUAUGUUUUUUAGGUAUUGGUUGAUUUUCAAGGGCAAGUUGCUGGUGGUUUUUUUUAUCCCCUCAAAUUUUCUACCACUGUCAGCUUCCAAUACCUAUACCUAUGAUAUCUUUUUAUCAGGGUAAGUGUGGAAUCUCUUCAAGAGUGUAGUAGGAUAACUAAUUCAAAGCAGCUUACAGUAUGCAUUAUGGGAAACCUGUUGAAGGUCUUGAAUCUUAUUGCUGUCUUAAUAAAACAGUAUUUAAAAGUUUUCAGCUGAAGUAAACCCACCUUAUUUAUUUUAUUUUUGUCUGUAGACUAUAAAAUAAGUAGUUAAGUGAUUAAAACUGACUAAUUUAAGCUUCUCAGUUCUAAGGUAAGUCUCAUGAUUUUUCCAAGUUAGCUGUUGUACAAGAACAUUUCUUAGCUGAGAGAACAAAAAAAUGUGUUCUUUUGAAAAAAGGGAAAAAAAAAUUCAAUAAAGUUAUUGUUUUUUUAUGGUAUCCAAUGUAUUUGAUAAUAACCCACAUUUAUUACUGUGAAAAAUGCAAAUAGUGAUUCAAUUUAAUAGUUGUAGUGAUUUAUUGCUGUCAGUGAGUAUCAUGUUGGCUUCAGGAUCUGUGGGCACCAUGCUCAGAGAAAUGUAUUCCUCAUUUAGAGUUUGUGUUCUCUGUAGGCACUUGAUACACCACAAAGUGUAUCCAGAGGGAAGGGAGACACCCAAUCAAUAUGCCUUUAUAGUACUUUGAUCUUCUUGUUGAAUAUUGGGCUGUGAUAAUCUUUGAAGCUUUUUCAAUGGAACGAUUUAAAUUUGCCUUUUGUAUUUGUUAAAUAUUGUUUUACUCUAUCUGUUCUUUCUGCUGUUAUAUAUGUUCUUUCUGCUGUUACAUAUGUUCAUAUAUAUAUAUGUAUAUAUAUAUAUGCGCUGUUUGCUUACCUCUAUUCCUUUAAUAAAUUGUAAACUUUGAUUAUAAUCCUAUUUUGAAGACCGAGCCAUUUAUAACACUGCUGAGAAGACCGACCACUCUCCAGUUUUUAAUGAAGAGGGACAGUGGUGACCUGCAUUAAAAAAAUACAGAUCUUUU